GCGGCGGGCGGCCGGGCCGAGGGUGUCGGGCUUCGGGCUUCGGGCUUCGGGCGGCGGCGCCAUGUCGCACGGCCACAGCCACGGCGGGGGCGGCUGUCGCUGCGCGGCCGAGCGGGAGGAGCCGCCCGAGCAGCGCGGCCUGGCCUACGGGCUGUACCUGCGCGUGGACCUGGAGCGGCUGCAGUGCCUCAACGAGAGCCGCGAGGGCAGCGGCCGCGGCGUCUUCAAGCCCUGGGACGAGCGGGCCGACCGCUCCAAGUUCGUUGAAAGUGAUGCAGAUGAAGAGCUCCUGUUUAAUAUUCCAUUUACAGGCAAUGUCAAGCUCAAAGGCAUCGUUAUAAUGGGAGAGGACGAUGACUCGCACCCCUCUGAGAUGAGACUGUACAAGAACAUUCCACAGAUGUCCUUUGAUGAUACUGACAGGGAGCCAGAUCAGACCUUCAGUCUGAACAGGGAUCUUACAGGAGAAUUAGAGUAUGCUACGAAAAUUUCUCGUUUUUCAAAUGUCUAUCACCUCUCAAUUCAUAUUUCAAAGAACUUUGGAGCAGAUACUACAAAAAUCUUUUAUAUUGGCCUCAGAGGAGAAUGGACUGAGCUUCGCCGACAUGAGGUCACCAUCUGCAAUUAUGAAGCAUCAGCUAAUCCAACAGACCACAAGGUCCAUCAGGUCACCCCACAGACACACUUCAUUUCCUAAAGACUGACUAAAGCUCCCCCUGAGGGGCUUAUCAAUGAAGAUGUAUGACAACAUGCUGAGAAGAACAAAGAAAUGGGGCUCCAGAGCAAGAGAUAGCUGCCUCAGCCUCUGUCCAGCUUUGUCUUUGGAGGCUUGCUACAGAAGCCUGGCCUACUGAAGAGUUCACACCAUUGGGGAAGGUUGUGUAGCUUGAGAGGACCAUUGUGGUUCUCUUAGGUUCUGCAGAAAUUGGGUCUUGGCUGGUCAGCACAUGGCAGUCAUGAGUAAUGCCUGUCGGUCCCAGUCAGUGCCAUGAGAUCCCAAGUGUCAUGUUGCUUUAUGGCAGGAUUUCUUAUGACUUGUUUUUUUUAAAAUGGAAACUUAUUGGGUUGCAGUAAACUUUUCUCAAGCCUUCUCAAACUUGUUUGUAUUAGUUAUCAAGAGGGUCUUCACCUUGAGAUUUCUUGUCCCUGCUUGCUCCUUCUUCCUGUCAUCAUUCAGUAUUCUUGUCAAAUUAUCCACCAUGGCUCUGUCUGUUGUGCACAAGUGUCCAAUGGUUAAAGCUCAAAGGACAGGAAUAUCCUGAUGACUUUUAAUAGGUUGGGAGAUUUUUUUCUACUGUUUGGGUAAGCAAUCUGGGAAGAAUAUUGUGGAUAGCCUGGUUGAGGUAAGAUUGGGAUUUAUAAGAUUCCUCUUGGAAUAUUCUUAAUGUUUAUUAGCUUCUAACGAGUGUUAAAAACUGAUAGAAUUUGGAGAUCUCAUUUCUUCUGUUCAUGGCUUUUUAUUCACUGUGAUUAAUAAGCUUCUUAAUAAAUCCUUGCCAGACUUAA
Suncus etruscus (white-toothed pygmy shrew) is the source of this 1506-nucleotide messenger RNA. It is a transcript of the gene PITHD1, whose product is annotated as PITH domain containing 1. The transcript is spliced from 6 exons. The record is from RefSeq and is a predicted model, not a curated record. Gene Ontology annotation, cellular component: nucleus. Bases 62 to 697 code for a protein of 211 amino acids. NCBI's taxonomy places the organism in Eukaryota, Metazoa, Chordata, Mammalia, Eulipotyphla, Soricidae.